Messenger RNA from Harmonia axyridis, 5195 nucleotides. RefSeq lists its product as uncharacterized. The coding region runs from base 2373 to 5036 and encodes 887 amino acids. Lineage: Eukaryota; Metazoa; Arthropoda; Insecta; Coleoptera; Coccinellidae. The record is from RefSeq and is a predicted model, not a curated record. The transcript has 13 exons. Gene Ontology annotation, molecular function: DNA binding.
AUUUCUAUCCACACGAGAUCCGUUACAUAUUCAGGCUCACCAGAGAUCCAAUGGUAAAAAUUAACAUAUCGGAAAAAAUUUUUCUGUAACAUCAUUGAAAAAUUCAAUUGAAGUUGGGAACACUUCGAGGGGUAGGCAUAUCUCAUUUUUUUUACAUACAAGAAAUUUCGUAAACGGAACCAGAUCCGAUGAUAUAUUCUGAAUUGCUCGAGAUCCAAGACUGUAUAAAAAGAUGUUUAAUCAACUGGUAGAGAUCCAGCGGCGUUGCACGAUUUGCAUGAAUUCCUUUAAUUAACGUAUGAAAAUCAUUACGAUUUCGCAGGGCUUAUCGAGUGUGUAAAGUAAACAAAUAAUAAGCUGUUAUGUAGUUGCGAUCUAAGAUAUGUGAUAAGAAAUAAAUGGAUAUCUGCAUUCGAGUUGUUAUUUGAGAAUAUAGUAGAUAUUAUAUGGAACGAAAAUAUAGGUUGAAAAUAUUUGACUAAUAAAAUUCUGUACUUAUUUAUUCACCAUCAAAUUUUACAUGUUUCGUCAAAAUCACAAUCAUUACAAAUUGAAACAUACAAAUUCUUCUAGGUAAUAAAAUAAUUUUAAUCUAUUCAAAAAAUGGCAUUCUAGAGAUGAAUUCGAACUAUUCAAUUGUAUGAAUCAUUAAAAGCAUUCAGCGAAUCUUUCCAUCAACAAAAUCAUAUUUCAAAAUAGAAAGUAAAAUUUUGCCUUACUUUCUUAUGGCAAAUGAAUGAAUAAUUAUUAGAUAUUAUUAUUUUAAAGAAAAAUUCAAACUAUUCAAUAUUGUAUAAAUCGUUAUGAGCGUUUUGAAAAUUACUUCAAUAACUAUAGAGUAAUCGUGAGAAACAAAAAUUAACGAGCGCUCGAAAGUUAAUUCCUAAAAAAAUUAAGAAGAAAGCAGUAACAUAAAGACAGGAGUCUUUAGUUCUUUUGCCAAUGGUUGAAAAUAUUAUGAAAGAGGUAAUUCGUUGUUUCACUUUGAUAAAUCAAGUUGAAUCUUAGAUGACUCUUUUUCUAUAAUUCCUAGUAAAAUUCAUGAUCUGACUCACUUUCUUGUGCCAAUGUUUCAGUAGUAUAAAAUGAAGGAGGUAAUUUGUUGUUUCACUUCAAUAAAUUGUGAAACAACAAAUUACCUUCUACUCAAUUGAGUAGAAACGCAUUAACAUAUAUGAAAAAAAAUUAAACCAGAUGUUAAAUUAUGUAUAUUGCUAAAUUUGAGUAUUCUAUAUAAAAGGUAAUCAAGUAACAAUAUCAUUCAGAAAACGAUAUUCCAAGUUUCCAAGUAUCAAUAAACAUUUUUAGGCAUCCUCAACUUUGAGAAUCAUUUAGUAAAUUCAGCUCUGAAAUAACAUAUCUACAUCUACGAAUAAAUCAUCAAACCAAAUGUUGAAGCAAAUUCAUAUUGGCUCAAUUAUGAGUAAUCAGAAUAUUUAUUUCAAUUUAUUUUGCAGGGUCUUUCGAAAAACUUACUUGUAUAUUUUUCAAUCUUGAUUCAAAAACAAAUGUCUGAGAUAAUGGAGAAGAAAAUAAAAAAAAUUAUGUGAUAAAAUUUGAAGAACCAGUUGUAUUUGUGAGGAUUAUUUUUUUCAACAAUUUGAAUGCUCAAUAUUUUAUUGAGUGAUGGCACUGAAUCGGUUUGUGUUCAUUUCUCAAUAAUGAUUGGCUGGAAUAGUGCAUUGCUAUUAGUUGAAAACACCAAAAUGUCAUAUUUUGACAUGUGGAAAAAAUAAUCAAGUAAAUAUGCUUCAAUUCAUGAUUAAUCAUGAAUUCGUUCAGAGUUUUGAGCGAAUGUCAUCCAAAGAUGUUCUAGAAAGAGUUGGUACACCCAUUUGAAAUUUUAUUCUGGCACAUAUUCCCAAAACUACACCGUCAACUGCGUUGAAAUCGGUUACAUGAUGGUAAAAAUGUUUUAAGGGGGCGUUAAAGUAAAGAAUUACCCUGCUCACCAGGAUCAUAUCACUUGAAUAUAAAUUGGGCAAAUCAUAGUGGAUGUUUCGAUUAAUUUUUAAUUAAUGGUUUAGUUCAGUUUAAUUCAUUCAGCAAUGCAACAUCAACAACAAAGGUCAUCAACUGGAGAGGUGGGAACUCAUUGCAUCAAACAGAAAAGUAGUUCUAGAUAUUCUAACAAUCUAUUCAUCGUACAGUCCAUUGGGAACAAGAGAAUCUUUGUUCUACUCGAUUGUGGCCAUAAGGCAGUAUUGGGUAUUCGUCACUUACAGAGAUCCGCGAUCUCAACUUGUUGUAAUUUGUCAGUGAUCAUUGGUUGGUGUAGGAUCCCUAUUCUUGACUAGUGAAUUAUUUGAAUAAAAGGUGGAUUCUCUCUAGAUAUAGAAUAGAACAAAGGAAAAAAUCUGUAAAUUUUCAUAAUGUCUUUCGAAUCUCGAAAGUUCUUCAGAUCGACACGAAGUCGGAAAAUUGUAGAAUUAGCUACAUCAAAAAUUAGCUAUAAAGAUGAAUCAACAGUGACAAAUGAAUAUGAUUUCGUGGAGGAUACUAAUGAUCCUUGGCAUAAUUACAAAUUGUGGAAGAAUUCUAAGAAUGUCGAGAAAGAAAUCGAGGUUUUCACCAAAAAAGGAAAUGAGAAGAGACAUGAAGCUAUGUCUUCCUCGAAAUCAUCAUUAUUGAACGGAACGGUGGGUACUGAAGGAACAGUCGAAGAAGGAGCAGAAGAAAUGCAUAGAGCUAUGUCUUGCUCGCAAUCGUCAUUAUUUAACAUGGAAAUAGAUACUGAAGGAACAGCCGAAAGAGGAUCUGAAAAAAUUCUUGAAACUAUGUCUUUUUCGAACUCAUCAUUAUUUAACGCGGAAAUGGGUAAUGAAGGAACAGUCGAAGAAGGAGCUGAAGAAAUACAUGAAGCUAUGUCUUCCUCGAAAUCAUCAUCAUCAUCAUCAUCAUCAUUUUCUGAGAGAGAGAGAGAAAAAUCAAAUGAAAUAAAAAAAAAGAGAAGACCUAUUUUUGUAUUGCAAGGAGAUUACUCCAUCGAGUUUAGUAGGAGAGAGAGAAGGAUUUGGGAUAAGAGAGAUCGCUGUGUUUACUGCAAUGAGGAUGUCACAAAUUUUUCCAGACAUCUUUUCAGGAAACAUUCAGAAGAAGAAUGCGUCAAAAAAAUUUUAAACUUUCCCAAGAAUCAUUCGAGUAGAAAAAAAUUAAUCAAUUCAUUGAGAAAAGAUGGUAAUUUCAGUCUUUAUAUAGAAAACACUAUAAGACCUGUUCAAAGGCCUUCAACUUUGACAUCAGGAAAUCUCAAUUAUUAUCCUUGUAAGUAUUGUAAAGGAUUUUAUAAAAAAAAAUCCCUUGGGAAACAUAUUAAAAUAUGCGAAAUGCGAAAUGAGAAUGUUAGUCAAAGAAAUAGAUACUCUAGUGAAGGAUUGAUGAUGCUCGCAUUCGAGGAAUCAAAAAAAACAUAUUUGGACAAAUUGCGCCUGAAAAAAGAAGUCUUUUCUACAAUGCAUGCUGACAGAAUUGCUUUGGAAGGGAUGAGAGAUCCUAUUGCAUGUCAAUAUGCUGAAGAUUAUUUGAAACAACAUAGGAGACCACAUAUAAAAAAUUUAGUAAGCAAUAAAAUAAGAGAAUUAGGAAGACUAAUCAUUCAAUUAAAAGACGUUUUCGGCCUAAAAUCGAUAUUGGACUCAUUAAAACCGGAACAUUUUGAUAAAAUGGUCUCUGCUGCUAGAAUUUUGGCCGGUUAUAAUGAGUCAUCAAAAAAUUUUCAAGCUCCUUCCUUAGCAUUACAUUUCAGAACCAUAUUAGUCCAAGUUUGUUCGACCGCUGAAACAAUGAUACUCAAGAAAAAUCCAUUGAUCAAAAUUGAUAACAUAAAUAAAACAUUGAAAGAUAUCAGAAAUUUCAAAACAUUAGUUGAAUCCAAUUGGAAAUUCGAAAUGGGAAGUUUAGCCCUUAAAGACCUGACAGAAAAACAUUCUACAAAUAUACAGAAGCUGCCACUCACAAAGGAUCUUAUUCUAUUCAACAAAUAUUGUUAUCAAAUUGCCGAUCGAGCUAAAAACGACCUUCAAUCAGACAUAAAUAAUCUAGGAGCUUUCAAAAAACUUUCGGAGACAGUAUUGGUACUGACUAUCUCUAUCAACCGCAAAAGAGUGGGGGAUGUCCAAUACACUAAAAUUGAAACAUAUACUAAAAAUCAUGGAAAUAAUGACUGUUUAGAUAUCUUGAGUGAGUCCGAAAAACAAAUAACCAAAUUUUUCAAAAGAAUAGUAACUAUUGGAAAAGGGAGUCGAGCUGUUCCUUUACUGUUCCCAAAAAAAAUUCAGGAAUAUAUUGAAAUUUUGCUUAGCGUCCGAAAACAAUCGACUUUAGUUCCUCAAGAAAAUCCAUAUUUAUUCGCUCUAGCUGGAAGUUCAUCAAAAUGGAUCGAUGGGCCAAGUACGUUGAGGAGAUAUGCUAAAUCAUGUGGUGCCGAAAAUCCAGAGACUAUAACUUCUUCCAGACUAAGGAAACAGAUAGCUACUGUUCUGCAAAUUUUGAAUUUGAGUGAGGUAGAAAUGGAACAAAUAGCAAAAUUUAUGGGCCAUACGAAAAAAACACAUGAACAAUUUUACAGGUUACCUCAAGAUUUGUUUCAAACCUCAAAAGUGGCAAAGUUACUAUUGAUGACGAUGGAAAAAGGCAUAAGUACCGAAGAACAAGGAAAGACAAUUGAAGAAAUUGAUUUUGAAUUAGGAACUUGGGGAGAAAAUGAAAAAAAUGUAGAUAAUGAGGAUGCAUCUGUUUUGCCUCCCGAUGACUCUACAAUGGAGAUUCAAGAGAACCCAUAUGAAUCGGAACUGAGAGUUUCUGAACUGACAAUAGCUAGAGAUGACUUCAAAGACCGCAAAAAACAUCUUCGAGGGACAUGGGAUAAGGACCAGAAAAAAAUAAUGCAGCAAUACUUCAAAAAUCAUAUCAAGAAAAAGAUUGCACCGAGAAAAGGAGAAUGUUUAGAAUUCAAAGAGAAAUAUUCGGAGAAAUUUGAAAAUAAGUCUUGGUUACAGAUCAAAACAUUCAUAUAUAAUAGUUAUAGGGUGAAUUGAAAAAAGUUUAUAAUGCUGUGAGGUUUCAAAAUGAGGAAAUGACUCAACAUUCUUUCGAUAUUUCGAAAGCAAUUAUUAAUUCUAUAAGUAUUGAAAAUUUCUCUAUCUGUAUUUCAAUAAUUUGUGAUUAUGUAAACAAUAAAAAAUGGUCUGAAUGAA